CUGACACAGAACCAGACCAGAGCAUCAGAGACCAGAACAUAGGAGACUAGAGCAUCAGAGACCAGAGCAUCAGAGACCAGAGCAUCAGAGACCAGAGCAUCAGAGACCAGAGCAUCAGAAACCAGAGCAUCAGUGACCAGGUAAUCAGAGACCAGAGCAUCAGAGACCAGAGCAUCAGAGACCAGAGCAUCAGAGACCAGAUCAUUAGAGACCAGAGCAUCAGAAACCAGAGCAUCAGAGACCAGAGCAUCAGAGACCAUCUCAGACAAUACAAUCUUCAGCAUCUCAACCAUCUCUGAACCAUGAAGACCCUGACUGCUCUCCUCCUCCUGGGACUGCUCUGCUCCCUGCAUACGACUUCUGCAGGUGUCAUCUCGUUGGAAACAGCAACUGAAUGCUGUGUGGAAUUCAGCGCGAGGAUCCCUCUUAAACAAGUGGUUUCUCUCAGAACAACCUCCAGUAGCUGCCCUCGCAAAGCACUGAUUUUCACCACAAAGAAAGGGAAGACAUUUUGUGUUGACCCUUCUGAAGCCUGGGUCCAGAGUCAUGUGACCAAGAUUGAGAGCAGACAGCGAUGAUGUCAUCAACCACCAUCACCCCCUAACACCCUAACCCUUGGUGGUGCACUAUAAAGGGAAUUGGUUGCCAUUAGUGACACAAACCUUGUUAAUACCCUAUCUGAGAUUGUUAUAGAGGAGGUUAAAUGUAAUGUACUAGGUUAAUACCCUAUCUGAGAUUGGUAUAGAGGAGGAUCAAUGUAAUGUACUAGGUUAAUACCCUAUCUGAGAUUGGUAUAGAGGUUCAAUGUAAUGUACUAGGUUAAUACCCUAUCUGAGAUUGGUAUAGAGGAGGAUCAAUGUAAUGUACUAGGUUAAUACCCUAUCUGAGAUUGGUAUAGAGGAGGAUCAAUGUAAUGUACUAUGUUAAUACCCUGUCUGAGAUUGGUACGGAGGAGGUUAAAUGUAAUUCUAAUUGUUUAUUUUUCUAUAACUGUAAAAAUAUUUGACAUGUAGCUAUUCAGUAACCUAUUUUAUAUUUUAUAAAGCUGUUGAUGA
Messenger RNA from Salvelinus fontinalis (brook trout), 1055 nucleotides. RefSeq names its product C-C motif chemokine 13-like. The transcript is spliced from 3 exons. The record is from RefSeq and is a predicted model, not a curated record. Gene Ontology annotation, molecular function: CCR chemokine receptor binding; chemokine activity. Gene Ontology annotation, biological process: positive regulation of ERK1 and ERK2 cascade; immune response; cellular response to type II interferon. Bases 303 to 578 code for a protein of 91 amino acids. NCBI's taxonomy places the organism in Eukaryota, Metazoa, Chordata, Actinopteri, Salmoniformes, Salmonidae. Gene Ontology annotation, cellular component: extracellular region.